Molecule: messenger RNA, 2227 nt
Organism: Vitis vinifera (wine grape)
Lineage: Eukaryota; Viridiplantae; Streptophyta; Magnoliopsida; Vitales; Vitaceae
Product: triacylglycerol lipase 2
Exons: 15
Coding region: 237-2108 (623 amino acids)
Biological process (GO): lipid metabolic process
Source: RefSeq, a predicted model, not a curated record
AAAAGCUGUGGCCCAAGGCCCACUCUCUAACAAUCCAACGGACCACAGCGUUGGCUUCUUCCCAAAGCUGGAUGAACGAUCCAAAAUCAUUGCACAAGCAUUUUUAAGAGUACGCAAGGAUUUAACGUUUCUCCUUUCGGAGAAAUUUCUGUUUGGUUCCCUGGAAUCUUUGCUUGAUUUAGAAAACUCGAGAACCCUUUUGGAUCGACUCCACUGGGUCUCGAGUAAUAUGCAGUAUGCAGCGCCUGAGGAUUUCAGGGACCUCGCUUUUGGGUUCCUUUGCAGUGCCUCAUCUGAAGAAGAAGGCUAUGAACUCGUGGUCUGCUGUUCAAGACACUUAUCAUUCCACCAAGGACACUUUUGAGAGGCAUAGGGUGGUAUUUGCGAUCGGAACAUCUAUAGCAUCAGUUGCCACAGCAUGGGCUGGUUAUUCUAUCCGUUAUCUUCAUCAGGAAAAAGUUGAUAAAAGGCUUGCCGCAAUUGAAGAUUCUAUGAAAAGCAAUUAUCAUUUGGAACAUACUGAACUUAAGAAGAUUUACGAUUCUGGAAAUUCCAGGAAUGCAGCUUGUAUUGCUACUGCUGGAGUCACUUUAAUUAUUGGAUAUGGGUUGGGCUGGCGAGGUGGAAGAUGGUAUGCAAAUAGGAAGUUCAGAAGGGAGCAAAUGAAAUUGCUAGGGCAGAUAAAACCCAAAAGGACGCCACUCCAGUUCCUUAGAAGACUAAGAAGACAGAAGGCGCCGGAGACCGCACCCAAAACAUCUCCAACCUUGCAAAAGGAUGCUCCCUACAAGAAUGAUUCUUUACAAACCCGCCAACAGCAGUUGCUUGGAAAAUUAGUUCAAAUUGCUUGCCAGGCUCAUGUUCAAAGGUUGUUGGAACAGGGAACAAAUCAUCUGAAGAUGGCCAAUGCUCUAACCUCAAUUAUUCUUGUGAUACUUUUCUGUCGGUCAGCAGCUGGUUUGAGAACAAGGCUGUUUUCCAACAAAGAUUGGGUCCUAGAUGCAGAUGAGGGUAUUUGUAAACUGAUGGUGGAGACACAGGGCUAUGCCUGCGAAGAACAUAAGGUAACAACACAGGAUGGUUAUAUUCUCAGUGUGCAGAGAAUUCCAGUGGGCCGGUCUGGUGAGGCAUCAGCUGAGAGGGCACCAGUACUGUUGCAGCACGGGCUCCUGAUGGAUGGGAUAACAUGGUUGCUGUUACCUCCAGACCAGUCUUUGGCAUUCAUGUUGGCAGAUAGUGGGUUUGAUGUGUGGAUUGCAAACACUCGUGGAACCAAGUAUAGCCGUGGGCAUACUUCGUUGGAUCCUGGGGACUCGGCUUUUUGGGAUUGGUCAUGGGAUGAGUUGGUAUCAUAUGACCUUCCUGCUAGCUUCCAGUAUGUACAUGACCAAACAGGACAGAAACUGCACUAUGUUGGGCAUUCCCUGGGUACUCUGAUUGCUUUGGCUGCCUUUUCCCAGAAUCAGCUGUUGAGCAUGUCAAGAUCAGCUGUCUUGCUUAGCCCAAUUGCUUAUGUGGGUCAAAUGACAUCCCCACUAGCAAGAAAUGCUGCUGAUAAUUUUAUAGCUGAAUCCUUGUACUGGUUGGGUCUUGAUGAAUUCGAUCCAAGAGGGGAUGCUGUAGUUAAUCUUCUAAAAGCCAUCUGCAAGAAACCCGGUGUUGACUGCACUGACUUGUUGACCUCUUUCACAGGCCAAAACUGCUGCCUCAACUCUUCCAUUGUAGAUGUUUUUCUAGAGCAUGAGCCUCAAUCAACAGCAACAAAGAACACAAUCCAUCUAUCUCAGAUGAUCAGAGAAGGAACAUUAACUAUGUACGACUACGAGGACGAGGAUGAGAACAUGGAACACUAUGGGCAGCCUACUCCUCCUGUGUACAACAUGACAACCAUUCCAAAUGACCUUCCUCUCUUCCUCAGCUAUGGUGGGCAGGAUGCACUUUCUGAUGUUAAUGAUGUGCAACUCCUUCUGGAAAGCCUCAAAGAUCAUGAUGGAGAUAAGCUUGUGGUGCAGUACAGAGAGGACUAUGCACAUGCAGAUUAUGUUAUGGCUUCCAAUGCUAAGCGAGCUGUGUAUGAUCCUCUCAUCGCUUUCUUCAAGCUUCAAUAAACUGGGAAAAAGUUUGUCAACUAUAGUCUGAUUUUGUUAUACAUUUUACUUGGUGUGAAAAAUUGUAUUCCUACUGCCAUAGUAGCUUUUAUGCUAAUACAGCUAAAUUUUUUGAGUUA